Messenger RNA from Lactuca virosa, 306 nucleotides. Lineage: Eukaryota; Viridiplantae; Streptophyta; Magnoliopsida; Asterales; Asteraceae. The record is from the annotation of a GenBank genome assembly.
AUGGCGCACCCUUAUCUCUCCACUUCUCCAGCCGCCAUGGCAGCGAAUGACCGGUGGAUGGACGUUUGGACAGAAGAGGCAUUGCUCGAUGCCGCCGCCACCGUCAAGCAACUAUUUCAGGCACUCCGGUUGCCCUCCGCCACACUUUUCCACUGUUGCCUCGCGAACCGACGUCAACCGCCACCGUUGCCGCCUGUGGUUGCUGCCACUGCCAUCUCCUGUCGCCACCAGGUGGUGGCUGAAUCCGUUUGCAAGAAUCUAGCAUGGUUGGGUAUGAUAUGUAGUGUGUGUGUACGUAUGUUUUAA